CUGCCUCUCUUCUUCUUCAAAAAAAAAGGAACGAAACGGAAUGAAAAUCAUUUGAGGUUUUCCCGGGGGGGGAAAAACACAACAUUUAACGAUUGAAAGCAGAUUUUUUUUUGUAUUUUUAUUUUUUGUUGUACUUAUGCGUAUUUUUGUUGUUGUUGGCUCUCUCAAUAUAUCGUUGUGUCCGGAUGCCUCGCCUCCCGAGCCGCGCUGCAGCAACUCCGUUAAAUUAUAAAGAGUAAAAAAAAAAAAAAUGAAAAUGUGCAAAGCAAAUGAUACCGUAGGAGCGCACUGCCGAUGCUCUUGGAUUUAACAGCUGGUACCUGGACACAACAACAACGAUUCAGUCAAACUUAUGGCGUGAAGGGCCCGUUCUUGGCCUUCGUCACUCACAGCUCAUGGAUGUCUUUACCCAGUAUGCCUACAAUGACAGUUUCAAUGACAAUGACACGUGGGGCUUCAACGCCACGGAUCAGGAGCAGAAGCACCCGUACAACUACUACGCCAUGCUGCUCACUCUGCUCAUCUUCGUCAUCGUCUUCGGCAACGUGCUGGUGUGCAUCGCCGUGUCCAGAGAGAAGGCGCUGCAGACCACCACCAACUACCUGAUAGUCAGCCUGGCCGUGGCCGACCUCCUGGUGGCCACGCUGGUUAUGCCCUGGGUCGUCUACUUAGAGGUAGUGGGAGAGUGGCGCUUUAGCAAGAUCCACUGUGACAUCUUCGUCACUUUGGAUGUGAUGAUGUGUACAGCCAGCAUCCUCAAUCUCUGUGCAAUCAGCAUCGAUCGUUACACAGCAGUUGCGAUGCCGAUGCUGUACAAUACCCGCUACAGUUCCAGGAGACGGGUCACAGUCAUGAUCUCUGUGGUGUGGGUGCUAUCUUUCGCCAUAUCAUGCCCCUUAUUGUUUGGCCUAAAUAACACAGCUACUCGUGACGAGUCUCUCUGUGUGAUCGCCAAUCCGGCCUUCGUGGUGUACUCUUCCAUAGUGUCCUUCUAUGUUCCCUUCAUCAUCACUCUGCUGGUUUAUGUGCAAAUUUAUGUGGUCCUGAGGAAGCGCAGGAAACGUGUCAACACCAAACCGAAGCAACGCGUCUGUCAGGCUGCCCCGACUGAUGUGGCCACUUCGCUGAAGGAUAAGUGCACUCAUCCAGAGGAUGUGAGGUUAUGCACCAUGAUUGUUAAAUCGAAUGGGAGUCUUCCUGUCAACAAGAAGAAAGUGAUAUUCAUUAAAGAUGACGUUCACGAGGGAGAAGAUCUGGAGCUGGAUGAGCUGAACAACAGUGGAAGCAGCCCGAAGCAACAGAAGCAGCAGCCACAGUGUGCUCUCGAAGACACUCGGGCCUCCAGCCACCAGCAACUCACACCCAACAAGACCAACGCGAGCCCCACCUCCACACCUCCCACGCCCCACGAGGAAGUCCAGAAAGCAGAAAGGAAUGGAGAUCCGACCAAGGAGGCCCUGGUGGAUCCAGCGCCCGUUGUUGCCAAAGCCUUCCAGACGCAGGCCUUACCCAAUGGCAAGACUCAGACCUCUGUGAAAACCAUGAGCAAGAGAAAGAUCUCCCAGCAGAAGGAGAAGAAGGCCACUCAGAUGUUAGCCAUCGUCCUCGGAGUAUUCAUCAUAUGCUGGCUGCCGUUUUUCAUUACGCAUAUCUUGAACACCCACUGCACAACUUGCAAGGUUCCCGCCGAAUUGUAUAAUGCUUUCACUUGGCUGGGCUACGUGAAUAGUGCCAUAAACCCCAUCAUUUACACCACCUUUAACGUCGAGUUCAGGAAGGCAUUCAUUAAGAUCUUGCACUGCUAAACUGCAACUUUGCUUUGUCAGAUCAGACUGAGGGGAAGAGCGUUAAAUAAAGAGGUCUGGAAAAUACCUCAUCCUGUUCAGGAAAACUCACCACAGGGGGGAAAACUACGUUAAUUGCUUUUUAAGAAGUGAUGGAGCUGAGUGACUGGGAAAAAACUGACAGUGUCUUUUAUUCAAAGGCAUGUUGGCUCUCUAUGUGAAUUGUUUGUGGAGUCCCGUUCUCCAAAAAUCACUGAAUGUAAAACAAAAAAUGUCUGUAACAAAUGAUCUGUUUCAUAGAGAAAAAUAAAAGAUGUAAAAAUCAUUGUAUUUGUCACAUAAGGAUCCAUCUGUGUAUACCACACACAUACAAGUUGCAAACUGCUAUUUAAUGUGUGUAUGUACUUUACAUUAUGAUGAUGGGAAUUUUUUUCUGCAAAUCUUAUAGAUAUCAAGUCAGUGUUCAUUGCAGUGUUAAAACUGAUUCGUGAGCUCUUAUUCUGAAAACCACUGAUAGGAAUGUGUGUUAAAGACAAGAGGCGAUGUACUUGCUGUAUAAUGUGGCUAUAUUAAUAUCCACACAUUGUGCAAUUUUAUGAAUUAAAAAAUUGCAUUAUUAUUAUUAUUAUUUGCUGUAUACAUCAUUUUUAUUGAAACAUUAACUGUGAUUAUAUGCCUGCGAUGGGAGAGUGAUGCAUGCUACACUGCUCCUCUACUUGACUUCUCAUGAAAUGUAUGUUUAACAUAAAGUUACAAAAGAUGUCCAAUAAAUGAAGUUAUGAGACACUGUAAAGUGCCACAUGGA
Molecule: messenger RNA, 2589 nt
Organism: Pseudoliparis swirei
Lineage: Eukaryota; Metazoa; Chordata; Actinopteri; Perciformes; Liparidae
Gene: drd2a
Product: dopamine receptor D2a
Exons: 8
Coding region: 396-1805 (469 amino acids)
Biological process (GO): adenylate cyclase-activating adrenergic receptor signaling pathway; adenylate cyclase-inhibiting dopamine receptor signaling pathway
Cellular component (GO): glutamatergic synapse; presynaptic membrane
Molecular function (GO): dopamine neurotransmitter receptor activity, coupled via Gi/Go; G protein-coupled receptor activity
Source: RefSeq, a predicted model, not a curated record